This is a messenger RNA of Durio zibethinus, 503 nucleotides long. Its product is annotated as acyl-CoA-binding domain-containing protein 3-like. The record is from RefSeq and is a predicted model, not a curated record. Gene Ontology annotation, biological process: fatty acid metabolic process. Lineage: Eukaryota; Viridiplantae; Streptophyta; Magnoliopsida; Malvales; Malvaceae. Gene Ontology annotation, molecular function: fatty-acyl-CoA binding.
UGUUAAUCCCAUCCACCGGGGCCCAUUUUGCCAUUUAUACUAAGUUCAUGUUUGAUUGAGAAAGUUUCCAGGCAACAGUCCAAACUCAAAAGCAAAAAAUGGCCUUAUUGGAGGAGUUCCAAGAGUAUGCUGAUAAGGCCAAGGCCUUACCUCCAACAACAAAAGAUGCAGAUAAACUGAUUUUGUAUGGGCUUUACAAGCAAGCAACAGUGGGCAAUGUUAAUACCAAUCGUCCAGGAAUUUUCAACCCCACAGAAAGGGCUAAAUGGGAUGCAUGGAAAGCAGUUGAAGGGAAGGCCAAAGAAAAAGCAAUAACAGAAUAUAUCAAAAAAGUGAAGGAGUUGCAGGGUGUAGCUGCUACGUGAGUGACCAAGCUUUGCGGCCAAGAUCAGUUUUUCGACAUUAAUCAGUUUCCUUCAUCCUUGUAUUUGAAUUGCUGUUAAAUCUGGUUUCAUUUCUGGUGAUGAACAAUAAUAACAAGAAUCUGCUCCUUUGAGACUCCA